Molecule: messenger RNA, 2316 nt
Organism: Exophiala mesophila
Lineage: Eukaryota; Fungi; Ascomycota; Eurotiomycetes; Chaetothyriales; Herpotrichiellaceae
Exons: 5
Coding region: 761-1990 (409 amino acids)
Biological process (GO): transmembrane transport
Molecular function (GO): transmembrane transporter activity
Source: RefSeq, a predicted model, not a curated record
CCUCACUACCUCUCCAGGAAAAUACGUCAGGUUGGCAGGAGCCCUCAAUCUGCCCUAAUGGGCACUUGUUCACAUGCCUUUUGCUACCAGACCGAUCCUUGUGAACCUCUAAACCCUCACCUCACCACCACCUUUCACACAUUGCUCCCUCUUCAUCAGCUGUCUCCGAUGAAUUGGGAUCCUUCAUCUAUUUGAAAGGAAAACAAAACUGCUCCAAGGAGAAAGUGUUGAGUCGUCCCGAUUCUUUCUCGUCAUAGACUGCCGUACCUAUGUUCCUUGUCCUUUCUACACCUGCAUCCCAACGCCUCUUCACGCCCCUACGUUGAGACUCCUGGACGAAUUAACCUCUCCACUGCAGCCUUGAAAGCUCUCCUUUCUUCCUUCUCAAUUCUAUUACAAUCUUCCUCAAGACCUCCUCAUUCCAUCUCGAGCGCCGGCAUCAGAACCAUCCUCAUCCGAACACUGCGGAGCCUUCACCAGUCGGACCUGUGCCCUCCCAGUGCUCCUUGCCAGCUUCCUGGCCACGCAAAAUCGCUGCUGCACACUGUCCAACGGCAUGUGGAACGCGUAGAGGUCGUCUCAUUUGAUUGAGAGAUCUUCUUGCGUUCCAUCGGGUUCCGCAGCCCAAACAAAGAACGUACGGUCUUGUGCUGGUCCAUGAUCCUCCAUUUUUCGGUAACGGUCCCUCACGAAUAUACAUAUAUCGCCCUCCUUGCCUUGCAGCUAGCCUUUCAUCUGCGAUAUUCGAUCUGAGCCUGCGAUGAACCAUGCUAGCAAGGAGAGCAACAAUCGACAACUAGAUUCUGGUCAUGAUUAUACCUCCAAAAUACCUUCCAAAUCAUCUCAGCCACCUAUAAAGAUGGCGUCAAGGCAGACUGUGGAUACCGGUUGGGGCUCCGCCGAUACUCGGAUUUACUAUGCAAAGAAGUACAGACAGAUGUUGUCUUCUGCACCUGCUUGUGCAUUGGCUGUUGUUGCGGGGGCACCGUUGGAGAAUGUCAAAGUCCGCAUGCAAUCGCGGUAUUUUCCAAACGCAUGGCAAGCCACAAAACACACAUAUCGAACAGAGGGGAUUCGAGGUUUCUGGGCUGGCACGCUGAGCCCAUUGGUAUCCAUCACAACCUCUCGGGCUUUGGGCUUUUCCAUUUAUCGAAAAGCAAAGUAUUCCUUUGAUCGAUGGAUUGAAGCAGCUACAGGCUCUUCUCCCCUCCAGCACGUCAAUAAGCCUGGAACAUAUCCGAAUUCUGCCACAUUACUCUGUUUCACUGGAGCAGGCAUGGUCUCGGGUGGUGUGACGGCGGUCGCUCUGACCCCGGUCGAGUUGAUCAAGAAUGCCACACAAUCUUCAGUACUCAUGGCCUCUUCCAACAAUCCGCCGGGUACCAGCAAUCCCAACGUGAAGAACUAUGGCAGGGUGAGCUCCUGGGGUUCUAUGAAGCGAAUCAUUGAACGGCGCGGCGUUUUUGGACUCUGGACGGGCUUCAGGUUGCAUCUCGUUCGAGAUGUCAUCGGCAGUGGCAUAUAUUUCGGUGUUUAUGAGACUACGAAACAGUCUCUCAACUCGUACUACGGGGCAGAAAAGGCCAAUACCCCGGGUGCCAUUGCCGUCGCGGGAGCCAUUUGUGGUAUUGGUGCAUGGGUCGUGACCUAUCCUCUUGAUACGAUGAAGACACGAGCCCAGAACAACCUAGUGGGCUCCACAUCGACGCCAAAAAAGCCAACAAACCCCUUGCCGCAAAUUUCGACCCCAACCGACUCGGGAACUCUUGUGACUAACGCAGCAAAGACUGCCGUCCGCAGUAGUAAGUGGAAAGGGGUGGAGAUGAUCAUCCUCCGCUCCAGCAUCCAGAAUAUGAUUCAAAUGUCGUUUUUCGAACAAGCAAAGGUUGUCAUCGACAACCUGAGUUUUAGUGAUGGAAGUAAGACCUUGCCCGAAGUCGAGAGAGAGUUUGGCAGGGACAGCAAGAUUUCAAAAAACGACAAGCUAUGAGACAUGUCUAUGUACAUGACUUUGAGGAUGACGACAUGUCUGGUGGCAUCUAGGAAAACCAUGUUUGAUGGAUGGAUGGUUCGAGGAUCCGACCUGCUGGAAACGAUUGAAGGGUCUCAAACAGAUUUGUACAUGUUUAUUAGUUGUUCGUGGGCCCGCACGAGGGAUAUUGAACUCGGGCUGGAAAGGACCGAUAGAUAGUUUAAGGAGCCCAUGAUCAAGAUAUACGAAGCGAAAGAAGCCUAACUCAGAAUCAGAACCAGGAGGAUCUAUUAAAUAGGAACGCGGUCGUGUAUGAGGUAAAGAUAUAUCAUGCCAUGACAAAC